Molecule: messenger RNA, 1723 nt
Organism: Argentina anserina (silverweed cinquefoil)
Lineage: Eukaryota; Viridiplantae; Streptophyta; Magnoliopsida; Rosales; Rosaceae
Product: ALA-interacting subunit 5-like
Exons: 9
Coding region: 454-1509 (351 amino acids)
Cellular component (GO): Golgi apparatus; plasma membrane; endoplasmic reticulum
Source: RefSeq, a predicted model, not a curated record
UAGUGAAUUUGGCUGAUUUUAGUAAAGUGAAUCAGUUUGACAUAUUACUGAUGUCCCAUUAUCUGCAUGUUUAGUUAUUGGAAUGGUUUAAGUUUCCCCUUAGAGUAAAUCUCGUAUUGCUUCAGGCCUUGUGUUUAAGUCUGACGAGUUCUGUUUUAUGAGUUGUAGUUGUUGGGACAUAGCUCAGUGAAAUCUCUAUUUGAUCUGAAUUGUAGAGUGGCAAGAUUUGAAAUUGGCUGGAUGUGAAGGUUGCAAUUAAUCAUGUUUUCAAUUAAUUGAUCCAAUUUCUUCUCCAGCAGUCUGAAUUAGCUUAAUAUCAGUGGUAUGGUAGAAAGCAGAAGACAAUGGGGAUACUGGAAUUGAAGCAAUGGAAGCAGCAGUGCAUGAGGUUACAAAGCUUUUGCGUCUUGCCGAACUCCUUCAAUAUUUUCUAUACAACAGUGCUUUCCUGCAAUGAGUCUAUAUGAGCUCAAGUGCUCAACUGAAAAUAUUUCUAUGGAACAUAGAACAUAUUUCACAAUCAAAUUUCCUGAUUCCAGGUUCUCACAGCAAGAGCUUCCAGCUUGCAAACCCAUUUUGUCACCAGGAUGGGUGGUUUCAAUAUUUAUCACCAUUGGCAUUGUCUUCAUCCCUAUCGGUUUUGCUGCAUUAUUCGCCUCAGAACGUGUGGUGGAACUACAAUUCAAAUAUGACCAAGAUUGUGUUCCUCCAAAGUAUAAGAAUGAUAUGGUUGCAUAUAUUCAAAGCAAUAAGACUGACAAGACCUGUAUGAGGAAAAUGCCUGCUGUUUCGAGUAAAAUGAAAGCUCCCAUCUAUGUCUACUAUCAGAUUGAUCACUACUUUCAGAAUCAUCGUCGAUAUGUUAAAAGUAGAAAUGACAAACAGUUGCGGGGAGAUGAAAAUAAUACAGCCGACUGUGCACCUGAACGCUAUGCAAAAAAUGGUCAACCAAUUGUUCCUUGUGGUCUUAUUGCAUGGAGUUUGUUUAAUGACACAUAUAAGUUUUCAGUGCAAAACAAAUCAAUAGCAGUCAGCAAAAAGGACAUCACAUGGAAAAGUGACCGUGAGAAAAAGUUUUCAAGCAAAGUUUAUCCCAAGAACUUUCAGGAGGGAGGUUUGAUUGGAGGAGCAAAGCUCAAUUCUAGCAUACCUUUAAGCGAACAAGAGGAUCUUAUUGUUUGGAUGAGGACUGCAGCACUGCCAUCUUUUAGAAAACUGUAUGGGCGGAUAGAAGAGGACCUGGAAGCCCAUGAUCAAAUAACAAUAGAACUACAGAAUAACUAUAACACCUACAGCUUUAAAGGCAGCAAGUCAAUCAUAAUUUCUACUGCAAGUUGGAUUGGUGGAAAGAAUGAUCUAAUGGGCAUUGCAUAUCUCACUAUUGGUGGAAUGUCUUUGUUCUUGGCAAUUUGCUUCAUACUUAUGUAUGUGCUCAAGCCAAGACCUCUUGGGGAUACCUCAUACUUGUCUUGGAAUAGAAAUGCAUCAGGAGUUAACCUACGUUUUUAAUCUGUAGUAUGUAUUCCUCUAAGAAAUUUUUGUACUAUAACUCUUCUGCCUUCUUAUCUGAUAGAUAAUAUAAUAUUUGUAUAUUUUCGAACAAACAGAUUAAAUUUGAGUAGUUGAGUGUACAUAAUGCUUUACCAUUGUGAUGGCAUGGAUUGUGCAAGAAACAAUGACAUUGCAUCACUUGUGAGCUAGGAUUUAGGGUUGUCUUUUGCAA